UAUGGCAGUAACACAAUGGCUACUUUAAAAUGCAUAAUAUCUAGUAUUUUAGUGUUCACUUCAGUCUCAGAAGUCUCUGCAGGUGACAUAUUUGGCCUCAGAGGUGGAUCUAUUACGCUUUCAACAGAACAAGUGACCAAAGGCACAAAAGUAACCGCCAUUGUCUGGAAAUACAACAAGGAUAAAGUUGGCGAAUGGUUUGAAGGAGAUGAAGAAAUAACUCUUUUUAGCAUCUUCAAACACUCGGCUACAUUGGACAAGCAGACCUGGGCAUUGAGCAUUUCAAAACUGGAGCCACAUUUCAAUGGGAUUUACUCUGUGGAGGUGAACAACAAGGAGACCCACUUGAGAAUGAAACUUAUUGUUCUCAAUCCUGUUAUGGAGCCUAACAUCACCACUGACUGCAACUCUACCAGCUGCACCCUGACCUGUGAGGGAGAGGCCAGUGAGCAUACUCAGUACUCCUGGAAAGAUAGCAGAGGGAACAGGAAUAGUGGACACAUAUGGACUGUGGAGAGGAGGUCUGGGGUCUAUACCUGUUUUCUCAUAAAUCCACUGAGCUGGGACAGCAGAAGCAUCUCUCUGACAGAUGAACUUCCUGUAGGAAAAAUUGCUGGAGUUGUGGGCAUUUCCAUUGUUGGAAUUGCUGGGAUUGCUGUUUUUGUCUUAAUUGUGUUAAGGAUUCAUCGCUGUAGGAAAAAUAGAACUGGAAACUACACCCCAAGACUUGCAGAGCUACAAGUUGCAGGGUCAAAAUAUAUCACUAUUGGGACUGAGGAUGCUGAAAUAAAAAACCCUCCAACCAUUGAGAUGGGCGAAGAGCUAGGUGAUUCGACGAACAAUGGUGUCAUGACUACACAGGUGUCACCAGAACUACCUCGCCAAACAAACAGUGGAUCAGAUGGUGUCCAUGAGCAUGAUUCCAAAGCAGAGGAUGGCAACGCACCUCAUGAAGUAAUCGAACCGGAUGGUGGUGUGUCCCCUUACCUAACUCUGGAGGGUCCCCAGACGUAACUCUUCAGCAAGAAAGUGCAACAUCUGGUCUCAGCCUCCGCCAUAGGACAGCGCCCAGGACUUGCCAGCGCAACGUUAUCGCCGGCACAGGGUAGAGGGGGGCACCGAAUGUCAGAGCAGGAUUGCGUCUGCAGACGGGAAUCAAUCUAGCGAUCAUCACACCAUGCCACUUAAGUGCCCUGCCCGCUCCCCGGCGAGGGCCCAAUAAUGCAGCGCUUUUACACAGCACGCAGGACAUUCCCAGCGCAUUAGAACAGCACGCAGGACAUUCCCAGCGCAUUAGAACAGCACGCAGGACAUUUCCAGCGCAUUAGAACAGCACGCAGGACAUUCCCAGGGAAUUAUAACAGCACACAGAACAUUCCCAGUGCAUUGGAACAGCACGCAGAACAUUCCCAGUGCAUUAGAACAGCACGCAGCAGGACAUUCCCAGCCGCACUCCCCCUCUGGACAAUUGCAUCACCCUGUCCCACCCAUAGUGUACUUAUUGCAAAUACAUACUGUAUUUCUUAUGCAUAUUGCCAUAUUUCUACUGCCCUUCAUUCUGCUCUUAUUGUUCUGUUUUUUAUUAUUUUCUGUUUUAUUUGUUUGAGUGUUGUACUUGGAGAGCAAAGAUUAACCGGAGUCAAAUUCUUUGUUUGUUUACGCAAACCUAGCCAAUAUAUCUGAUUCUGAUUCUCUCUCUCUCUUUCUUUCUCUCUCUCUCUCUCUCUCUCUCUCUCUCUCUCUCUCUCUCUCUCUCUCUCUCUCUCUCUCUCUCUCUCUCUCUAUCUCUCUCUCUCAUUUUACUUCCCUGAAAUCACUAGCCGGUUUCUGAAAGUGCUUUAAGCGACGUUGGGUAACACCAAUUCUGUUGAUGAACAGAUAAGAGGGCUACAGUAGCUGCUCCUCCCUCUCCCUCCCUCCCUCCCAUGCAACUGAAACUCCCUCAACGUGCAUCUUGUCAGCUGCAACAGUUUUUGGAGCUUGGGCUGUCCAAUGAGGCCAUAUUUGUUUAGGGGACAGGCAGCUAGCAGAUAGAGAGGUGAUGUUUGCUUUAUGUGACAAAAAAAUGUUUUAUCUUAGAAACCGCCUAACAUUGUUUAGAGCACCUUUAAUAUUCAUACAUGUGCAACUGAUGUUAUAUUCAACAUAAAUAUGUAGGCUGAUGACACA
Sardina pilchardus (European sardine) is the source of this 2169-nucleotide messenger RNA. RefSeq lists its product as uncharacterized. Lineage: Eukaryota; Metazoa; Chordata; Actinopteri; Clupeiformes; Clupeidae. The transcript is spliced from 10 exons. The coding region runs from base 16 to 1014 and encodes 332 amino acids. The record is from RefSeq and is a predicted model, not a curated record.